AUGAAUUGCACUUAUCAUAUCAGAAAUCCUAUUUCUUUGAUAUGCAAAGCUCCUCACAAGUGCAAAUGUUAAAGGAAACUUUGUGUAGAAUGUCAAUAUAUACAUGGAGUAGAUUUUAGACAUACAAUUCCAUUGACAAUAUUUUAAGAAAUGGCAAUGAAGAAAUUAAAAGACUCUAAGCUUUACGAAACAUCUGAGUUAACCAAAUAGACAAUGGCCUUUAAAUCCUUGCUCUCUCAAACUGAAUCAAUGCUGAAGAAAAUUUGGGAAGAAUUAUCACAAUCUAUCAAGUAAAUUUAUGAUAUGAUUGAAAAAGAAAACUAAUCAUUCUUUAAUCUCAUCAACGAAAAUACUAAUUUAGCUGAAUGCUCCUACACUGACUUAGAAAAAAUAAUAAAAAUUGUUGAUGGAACAACUUUAAAUGAUUGGAAUGCUUAGAAGAAUUCUUUUAUAACGGAAUUAGAUAAGACUAAAAAUUGGUGGGAAUAUCAUCUUAAGGCCUUUGUUCAAAAGUCCAAGGAAGGAAUCCAAUAGAUUAUGUCUUUAAUUAAGUAUGUAUUUAUUAUUAUUGUAGAAUUCAAAGUAAUUAAGAAGAAGAAAGCGAAGUUUAUUAAAUGAAAGAAGAUCUUUCUGAAAUGUUUACUUACAUUUAGGAUGUGGAUGAAUCAAUUUAUUAGAAGAUUCUUUAAAUACUUAGAAGAGAGAAAGUUUCAGACAUACUUGCAUUCCUUUCAAAGAAUAACAACCAUCAAUUUUAUGAAUCUUUUAUCAACAACCUAGAGAAUACAAGUGAUUUAUAAAAGAAAAUAAAGAAAAUAAUAAAUGUCUUGAGAAAUAUUUAGGAUCAUCAAUUUAAUCAAGUUGACUAUUCUUCAGAUAAUUACGAAAAACCAAGAGAAGAUCUCAGUAAAAUGAUAGUAGAGUAUAAGGGGAUCAUAGAUUUUAUAAAGUUUUUAGUUCUCCUCACAAGUAUAGAUGUAAAAUUUAUUUAAUGUGGAUCAAAUGGAUUAAAUUUAUUAGUAGGCAUGAAGAUUGAUAUUAGGAACCAAUCCUUCGAGAAUAUCAGGAUAAAGAAUACUUCUUUGAUUGGAGGUAAUUUUUUUGGAUGCAACUUUAAUGGAUCAGAAUUUGAUAAUGUAGACAUAAGUGGAGUCAAUUUAAAUGGUACAAUAUUGUUUAAUUGUAAAUGGAAAAACUUGAAAAUCCAUGAAUUAAAAAAGUUGGAUGGUCAUAGUAGCUGUGUGAGAUCAGUCUGUAUUUCUCCAGAUGGUAAUACAUUAGCUUCUGGUAGCGAUGAUAAGUCUAUCCGUAUAUGGGAUAUUAAAACAGGAUAAUAAAAAGCCAAAUUGGAUGGUCAUAUUCUUAAUGUCAACUCAGUUUGCUUCUCUCCGGAUGGAAAUACAUUAGCAUCUGGUAGUGGUAGUCCUUUUGGGGGUAGUGAUUGUUUUAUUGGUAUAUGGGAUGUAAAGAGAGGAUAAUAAAUAGCCAAAUUGGAUGGUCAUAUUCUUAGUGUCAACUAAAUCUGUUUUUCUCCUGAUGGAAGUAUAAUAGCUUCUGGUAGUAGUGAUAAGUCUAUUCGUCUAUGGGAUAUUAAAACAGGAUAAUAAAAAGCUAAAUUAGAUGGUCAUACUAGUUAUGUUAUGUCAGUUUGUUUCUCUCCUAAUGGAAACACAUUGGCAUCUGGUAGUAGUGAUAAGUCUAUCCGUCUAUGGGAUAUUAAAACAGGAUAAUAAAAAGCCAAAUUAGAUUGUCAUAGUGAUUAUGUUAGAGCUGUUUGUUUUUCUCCUGACGGAAACACAUUAGCAUCUGGUAGUUAUGAUAAGUCUAUUUGUUUAUGGGAUAUAAAAAAAGGAUUAUAAAAAGCCAAAUUAGAUGGUCAUAGCGGAACUGUCUAUUCAGUCUGUUUCUCUCCUGAUGGAAAUACAUUAACAUCUGCCAGUUAUGACAAUUCCAUCUGUUUAUGGGACUUAAAAACAGGAAAAUAAAAAGUCAAAUUGGAUGGUCAUAAUGAGCCUAUCAGAUCUAUUUGUUUUUCUCCUAAUGGAAAUACAUUAGCAUCUGGUAGUAGCGAUAACUCUAUCCGUCUAUGGGAUGUAAAAACAGGAUAAUAAAAAGCCAAAUUGGAUGGUCACACUAGUUCUGUCAUUUCACUUUGUUUCUCACCUGAUGGAAACAUAUUAGCAUCUAGUAGUAGUGAUAACUCUAUCCAUCUAUGGGAUGUAAAAACAGGAUAAUAAAAAGCCAAAUUGGAUGGUUAUAAUAACGCUUUGUAAUCAAUUUGUUUCUCUGUAGAUGGGAACACAUUAGCAACUUGUAGUGAAGAUGGUUCUAUCCAUCUCUGGGAUAUUAACACAAGAAAACAAAUUUAAAUCAUGGAUAAAACUUAUAAAAAUAUUUUUGCUUAAUUUAAAACCCCUUUAUUUUAAAACUACCUUCUACCAGGUAUUUAUUAUUAAUCUAUCUUUAGUAAUGGCUAAUAAACCUAUCCUUAUCAUAUCUCAAUAGGCACUCUUUCAAGCUUAAGGAGCUUUAAUUCUAAAAGGAGAAUUCAUUAAUUAAUCAGGUCUAGAUUUAAAGACUGUAUUUAAACAAAAAGGAAGUUGCUUUUCGGAAACCUUGUUUUAAAAGUGA
Molecule: messenger RNA, 2631 nt
Organism: Paramecium pentaurelia
Lineage: Eukaryota; Ciliophora; Oligohymenophorea; Peniculida; Parameciidae
Source: the annotation of a GenBank genome assembly